GUCAUUUCGCCUCCCCCCUCUCUCCCUCUCUCUCUCUCUCUCUCUCUCUCUCUCUCAUGGCGCUCGCUUCCCCAACCUUGGGAGCUCUCCUAUGCCGUGUUCAUGGGAGCUCUCGAGCCCCUCUCCCCCUCCGCUCCUCUCUUCGCUUCCCCUCCGAUCUCAAUCGGAGGCGAUCCAUAUCGAUUCGCGCAUCCGCAGCUUCAGCAGCCCAAACUGGUAGUGUUGCUCCUGCAAUAUCGCUGAGUGAAAAGGCACUGAAUCAUCUGAGUAAGAUGAGGGUUGAACGGAAUGAAGAUCUUUGCCUGAGGAUUGGGGUCAAGCAAGGUGGGUGUUCUGGAAUGUCUUAUACUAUGGAGCUUGAGAAUCGAGCGAAUACGAAGCCCGACGACUCAAUUAUAGAAUACAAUGGCUUUACAAUAGUGUGUGAUCCGAAGAGCCUUCUUUUUGUCUUCGGUAUGCAACUGGACUACAGCGAUGCGCUUAUAGGUGGAGGCUUCUCAUUUAAGAAUCCAAAUGCAACAAAGACGUGCGGCUGUGGUAAAUCUUUUGCUACUGAAAACAGCAGCAGUAAUAGCAGUACCAGUAAUGAGGCCUUAUGUACUAACUAAUUGGUGCCCAGCAACCCUUCCAUGUAACUAUCUGUCAUCUCAUGUAAUUUACUCUGUCAAAACAUCCUAUACUGAAAUGUAUAACAAAUGGUAUAACAGCACGGAUGUUAUCUGACUAUGAAAAGAGAUCUGCAUGAUUAAGUAGUAAUUAUGCGGUUUCAAAUUUAUAUAUUUUUGGUUAUGCCAA
Ananas comosus (pineapple) is the source of this 795-nucleotide messenger RNA. Its product is annotated as iron-sulfur assembly protein IscA, chloroplastic-like. Gene Ontology annotation, cellular component: chloroplast stroma. The record is from RefSeq and is a predicted model, not a curated record. Lineage: Eukaryota; Viridiplantae; Streptophyta; Magnoliopsida; Poales; Bromeliaceae. The coding region runs from base 57 to 608 and encodes 183 amino acids. Gene Ontology annotation, biological process: iron-sulfur cluster assembly. Gene Ontology annotation, molecular function: iron-sulfur cluster binding; protein-macromolecule adaptor activity. The transcript is spliced from 3 exons.